This is a messenger RNA of Andrographis paniculata, 1512 nucleotides long. RefSeq names its product glucan endo-1,3-beta-glucosidase. Gene Ontology annotation, cellular component: plasma membrane. Gene Ontology annotation, molecular function: hydrolase activity, hydrolyzing O-glycosyl compounds. Bases 114 to 1433 code for a protein of 439 amino acids. NCBI's taxonomy places the organism in Eukaryota, Viridiplantae, Streptophyta, Magnoliopsida, Lamiales, Acanthaceae. The transcript has 2 exons. Gene Ontology annotation, biological process: carbohydrate metabolic process. The record is from RefSeq and is a predicted model, not a curated record.
ACUUCCCCACUCCAAUGUAGCUAUCGUCACCGACUGUGACCACUCCCUGCAUCACAGUCCACUCUUAUUUAUCCAUAACCGUCCGUCACCCAAUCACACACAGUCACAUUCACAUGGCGCCAUUCAACACUCUACUCCUGCUCCUCCUCCUUAUCCACCUUACCACGGCGGCGCGCGCCAUCGGAAUCAACUACGGUACGGUGGCCGACAACCUCCCUCCGCCGUCCACGGUGGCCGCCUUCAUCCGCCACCACACCACCAUCGACAUGGUCAAGAUCUUCGAUUCCAACACCGAUAUAAUCAAAGCUUUCGCCUACACCAACAUUUCCCUCACAAUAACCGUCCCAAACGACGGCGUUCUGGCCCUCGCGAAGCCCUCCGCAGCCGCGCCAUGGCUCGCCGCCAACGUCCUCCGCCACCUCCCCGCCACCAAAAUUCGCCGCAUCGUCGUCGGAAACGAAAUCCUCUCCACCAGAAACAAAACCCUAAUUGCUCACCUCCUGCCGGCGAUGAAAUCCAUCCACUCUGCUCUCCAAUCCGCCGGAACCACCGCCGGAGAAAUUCAAGUCUCCACUCCACAUUCCCUCAGCAAAAUCUCCACCUCCGGCGCGCCGAGCUCCGGCCGGUUCCGUCACGGCUACGAUCGGAUCAUCUUCGCGCCGAUUCUCGAAUUCCAUCGCCAAACCAAAUCGCCGUUCAUGAUUUGCCCCUAUCCGUACUUCGGCUUCACCGGGAAAACCCUAAAUUACGCACUGUUCCAACCAAACGGCGCCGUUUUGGACGAAGGCACAAAUUUGAACUACAGCAACAUGUUCGACGCACAAAUCGACGCCGUUUACUCCGCCAUGACUCGCCUCGGCUACGGCGACGUCGACAUCGUGGUGGCGGAGACCGGCUGGCCGUCCGCCGGCGACUCCGCUCUUCAGCCGCACGCGACCUUGCAGAACGCGAGGUCCUACAACUCCAAUCUCCUCAAGCACCUCAACUCCGGCGUCGGAACGCCGCUGAUGCCUAAUCGGACCUUCGAAACCUACAUAUUCUCACUCUUCAACGAAAACCUCAAGCCGAACAUACAGGAACAGAAUUUCGGACUUUUCCGGCCGGACUUCCGCCCUGUUUACGACAUCGGCGUUCUCCGCAGUCCACAGUCCGGCGGACGGACGGCUCCAGAUGCUUCUUCGGCGGUCUCGAAUGGGGGAGAUACUGAAAAGACACGGUGCGUGCCAAAGAGUGAUGAAAUGAACGCUUCUUCUCAGCAAGCUGGUGGCGGCCGCGACUCCGAUUGUGAUUCCGGCCAAACCGCCGCCGUAGCGAUGUCAGGCGAUCGGAGUGAGUCGGUCAUCCUUGGUGCGUCGUCGUUAUUAUUCGUAGUCUUCCUUCGGCAACUGUUGCUAAUACUGAGUAUGCAUCUUUUGGAUACAUUGAUUGCUUGAGAGGUUUUAUAUUUUUCCAAAAAAAAAUACUGCAGUUAAUUUGAAGGGAUAAUACCACUUUAUUUAUUUUUAUUUUAUA